This is a messenger RNA of Symbiodinium sp. CCMP2592, 4860 nucleotides long. NCBI's taxonomy places the organism in Eukaryota, Dinophyceae, Suessiales, Symbiodiniaceae. The record is from the annotation of a GenBank genome assembly.
AUGGCGAAGCAAGUGGGAUCAAGGGAGGCCAUAAACCCGGUCUUACAGACAGGUAUUUCCAGAUGUGUAAAACGCAGCUACAAAAGAGCAUAUGCAAGGUCCUGCCGGGAAGGUGGAGCUUUCUAUCGAGGCACUUGGCGAUCGCAUCAAUGGUUCCAGCCGACGUCUUUUCGCACACAAUCUCUGCCCAGGCUACAACCCAGGCAGCCCAAGGGACGCUCCCUGAGCACGCUCACCUGGAAUGCAGGAGGCCUACAUGCAUCAAUCUUCCGCGAACUCACCACUUACCUUGAAGACGAGGGCAUUGAUGUCUGUAUGGUGCAGGAGACUCAUUGGAACUACGAUGCCAAUUGGAGCACCCCGAAUUUUCACUUUGUGCAUUCCUCAGGACAAAACAAGGAAGACAAACACGGAGGCGUCCUGACUAUCGUCUCAACCAAGGUGGCGACCACCUUAGAACUGCAGUACCAUGUGCUUUGGCCGGGCCGACUACUACACGUGAGAGUGAACAAACCUCAGCCAAUUGACAUCCUGAAUGCAUAUCAGUACACAGCCAAUGACAACCCACUCACCCCAGCACGCAGGCACAAGUAUCUACUCCGGCUUCGACACGCCCUCAGUGGUAUUCCCAAUCGCCACAUUCUGGUUCUGGCUGGGGACCUCAACACGACAUGUGUAACUACCACCAAGGUCUGUGGCAAGUGGGUACUUCCAGCCAGCGACGCACACAACAAGGACAACAAUGAUUUCAUGUCCAUCCUUAUCUCCUACCACCUCACAGCUUUGAAUACCUGGAACAGGCCGACACAUCAUCAACUGGCCACUUUCACGUUCGGCACGCUCGCGUCUCAGAUUGAUUACAUCAUCUGUAGACAGGCAGACGCCAACAACCAGGCCAAACAGGCAGCAGUCGUGCAGCACUUCCCGGUCGCAAGCUGGAGAGAAGGAGCAAACCAUCAUCCUGUACGGGCCCACAUCAGAAUACCACAUCACACCAGCUCAGCUCCACCAAUUCACAAGCCACCAAGGAUUGACGUCAAUCGCAUUAUCGAGGACCUCAAGGAAACCGAACCCCCGCAGGCUCUGCUCACACUCAGAGAUUGUGUCGACCAAGGCAUUCAAACAGAGCAAUGGAGUACCCUUCCACAACUAGAAGCUGGUCUGCUCAAGGCCGCCCAGGAGCUCUACCCCAAGCGCGCCCACAAUGAUACGCACAAGGAGGCGGACUUGCAAUUAUCCCAUUGCGCUCGUCGCAUGUGGGCUAUCUUCCGUGAGAUGCGGUCACACCCCUUCAACAUGCACGGCGUCUUCCAAUCUUGGAGGCAAUGGGCUCAGUUCUCCAAAGCACACAAAGAACACAAAAGUCGUGCCAAAGAACGUAGCAAAGCAUGGAGACGUGACCUUAUUUUGAAGGCCCAGCAAGCAGCCGAGAACCACAACAUGUUCCAGAUCUGGGAGGUGGUCAAAAGUCUAGCACCAAAGUCCAAACGUAAGAAGCUCCAACUGUACAGGAAUGGACACAUGAUGACCCCAGAAGCUGAACUAGACUGGAUCAUCGAGGAGUUCGGCAACCGGUAUGGAGCGCGCGCCCCAACCACUUUACCUCACAUCAGACAACAGGCACCAGUACUGAUUGGACCUGCAGAGGUAUGGCAUCAACUUGAACAUCUACCGGUACGCAAGGCGGUCCCCGCUCAUAUGGCUCCCUCCAUACUUUGGAAAGCCUGCUCUACAGAAGUCUCGCUCUUCAUUUCUCAGCAGGUCUGUCAACAAUGGAGUUCUCCAGUACUGCACGUACAACAAGAAUGGGCCGACGCCACAGUUGCUCUCCUGCCAAAGCCCACGGGAAAGAAUGAUACACCCCUCAGCUGGAGGCCAAUUGGACUGCAACAUCCGGUGGGGAAAAGCAUCAUGAAGAUCAUCAUAGCACAGGCAAAAGACCAAAUCCAUGCCUUAGUCAGGAAGUGGCCGCAGUGUGCUUAUGUACCCAACAGGAGCACCACCACGGCUCUCAAAAGGGUCUUCAAGCACUGCGCCACGGUCCGAGCCGCAUGCAAUCAGAAUCGUCUGAACCUCCACCAACUCAAGGCCGGAGCACAGCCCAUCCGGAACUAUGGAGGCCUCCAGAUAAGUAUGGAUCUUUCAGCAGCGUUUGAUCUUGUGUCUUGGACUACUAUCAAGGAGGCGUUGGAGAUGGCACAGAUCGACCCCAGCAUACAAGAAAUUCUCCUCCAGUGGCUCAGCCAGGUUCGCUACACUUUUCAGCACAAAGGCAUGGAGAAAGACAUCUGGCCCUCCUGGGGAUUGAGGCAAGGAUGCAUCGCGAGUCCUGUCCUGUGGGCAGCUUUUACAGCUUUACUCAGUCAAGCAAUAGACAAACGCAUAGAGGAAAAGUGGAGCUCGGACCACUCCACGAUGUACGCCGACGACACUCACCUACAAUGGACUUUUCACAGUGUUCAAGGAUUCGAACAAGCUGUCCAUGAAUUGAACAAAGUGAUUGCUGUCUUCAGGAGGUUGGGAAUGAAGGUGAACACGAACAAGACCAAGGCCAUACUUCGCCUCACUGGCAACAUGAAGCACCACAUCCGAAAACAUUACAUUCGCUCUCAUGGACAAGAGCGUAGAUUGCUUCUUUCCCCAGGUGAUCCUUCGGGAUGGAUUCAACUGGUGGACCAGGCGGAGUACUUAGGACUGAUAAUUUCUUACGACAACUUUGAGCUGAAAUCUGUCAAGCACAGAAUCAAUAAGGCCCAUAACCGUCGGUGGUCCUUGGCAUCGGUUCUACACACCAAGAAGGUCUCGAUCCACUACAAGCUCAACCUCUGGCGUAGCUGCGUGCUAUCUACUAUGCUAUAUGCUCUUCACAGUCUGUGUCUUGGUGCAGGCCAAAUCUGCUUGCUUCAACGGGCCAUCAUGCGACACAUCAGGGCCAUUAUCUCGGACCAGGCCUUUCUUACAGGACACACACAUGAGGACAUUAUGGCAAAGUAUCAUAUCCAAACCGCGCAGGAACUUCUUGAACGGGCACAUGACCGCGAUCAACUCAAUGCAGACUCGAGCGACUGGCUAGUUGACUCGGAGUGGAAUCACUCUAUUUCCAAGGCCCUGCUCGAAGCGGCCCAGAACAAGGAGCCAGAGUCAGACACUGAGAAGGCCAUUUGGGCUUGCCCACUAUGUUCAGAGCAAUUCGUUACACAGGCAGCUCUGAAAAUCCAUGCCAGACGUACGCACAAAAUUGUGGCGCAACGAAAGAACAUCUUCAAUCGCCUGACACACUCCAUUGGCGGACUUCCACAGUGUGCUGGUUGCCUCAAGCGCUUCAGCAAAUGGCAAUCGCUUGAAACACAUAUAAAUACUGAUGCUUGCACGGCUCAGGCCACACAAGACACAGGCACUACCAGGGAUCCACCAGAUCCCGAUGAUGCUUCAGACCUGCGAGCCUCACAGUCAGCUCCCGAGAUCACGUCCACUCCGAGAAAAGAGGACAAUAACAUGCAAGCCGAGGCAAUGGAGCAGACAGCGGGCGUCCUGUGCUCUGAGACCAUGAUUGCACCAUCGCUUGAGGGCUUGCAGCAGAACACUGGACAGCAGACAAUCGACUCCGAGAUCCAGCAUAAGCAGAGUAUUGCUGAGAAUAAUGGUGUUACACCAACACUGUUGUCCGAUACAUCUUCACAACCGACAUUCUCUGCUGAGAAACAGACUACCACAGCAUCUGCAGCAAAUAUACCUGUGCUUUUUCAGGAACGUGUGCAUCUUGUUGUGCAGCGUGGACUGAAUGCCUUCAUUGCUGAAUCAAGCCUCACAGCCUCCAUGCAGCAGUCCUGUGCUCUAUGCGGACAAUGGAUAGCAUCGCAGAAGGUGGUCAAGACACACUACCAACAUACACACAAAUUCCUUUAUCAACAACUUGCGCACAAAGCACUCAAGCUCAUCGAGCAGAAAGCCACUCCGAACAUGGCCUACGGGGACCCGGACUGGGACGAAUUCUUUGGCGAAGUCCAGGGGGACGACCUGCCAACGAUGAAUGCCUCUCCAUGGAACCAGCAGCCAAUGGACAACCCCUUUGCGUUCACGGGCAACAAACGAAGGAGGGAUCCUUUUGGCGAACAACGACCGGUACCACAACAGAACAUGAGACGGCACCCGUUCCAGGCCCCACCUCCGCGACAGCCAAACAGAGACCCAUUGCUCUAUACUUUAGCAAAAACGGUCUUACAGCAGCAGGAGGAGCUGAAGGUUCUCAAGCAGGACACAGCCAUGGUACUAUUUCUACGUCCAGGGGAGGACAGCGUGCUUCACCAUCUUUACAAGGUAGCGGCACACUUCAAGGCCAAACAGGACCAGGAUGCCACGUGGCAGCUAGGACAGAACCCCCUUCGUAUGGUCUUAGCACUGGCACUCUUCAAGGAAGUCACGGACCGCCUGAACCAGACCAUAGCUUCGCAGGAAAAGCUGAAGAGGGCAGUGGACCAAGGAUGGAGAGACCCCCAAGCGGGUUGGAGAUAUCAAGUCUGGAACCACAAAACCAGACAACUCCAGGUCGACAGCAGUCGACCCCCAAUUCCGGAGGACAAGCUCCUCGACCACUUUGCCACCAUCCUCCAGUGCCUUCGACAUCCUGUCGUCAACAGAUUCCGCUGCAUAAGACGAUUAGCGGAAACGAUGUCCAGCCCAGCUACCUUCAAAUUAGACAUGUCAGUUCGAAGUCACAGUGCUCUGACAAUGUGGGAUACUUUGAAGAUGUUGCAGGGAAAUGCAGUUUUCCAACUCGCUGGAAUGGCCUACAAGACAGAAAGUCUGGCCAGAGGGCCAAUGGAGCAGAAGAUUGCGGAGAUGAUCUAUGGCAGGAGGUAA